ACGGUAUGGAACGAGACCGGACCGUAUCGGCAGUAUCGGCCUCGCUGCUGCUGCUGCUGCUUCUUCUCACUCUUCAUGCGUCUCUCUUCAUCUGUUCCUUGCUCGCAGCACUCGUCAUCACUGUUCAGUUAUACAGAGAUGGCCGUCGCCAAAUCAAUUGGAUCCUGACUCUAGCGGGGAAUCGCAGCCAGCUCAAUGUAGUUCCCCCAGCAGACCCGACAGGGGGUCCAUCGUCCCCUCCGCAGUGGUGGUGGAGAUGGUAUCCACUCCCAACCCUCCAGAAAUCGUGCCUAAUAGUAUUUGACCUGGGGUAUACCUCGGAUCGCGACCAUGGUGCACCAUGACGAGGCGGGGGAAGCGCUACUUCUUUGGUCCUUGCCCGUUGGAUCCCAGCCUGAUCGCCAUUCUUUAGCCGAUUCGGCACGACACUGCCGGCCCUACCAGCCGUCAUGGCGGUUGAUUCGGUCUUCUUUGCGAACCACCAGAGCCCUAGCCUUUUCCCAAGUUAGUGCUACUUACCGGCUUGACUCACUGCGUUGCUUUGGUCGUUCGGCUCUCUGUCUGUGUUUCCCAGGGCUGAAUCCAAAUGGCCCCAGACAGAAAGACGGUCUUCUCAACGUUCUACAGUCACGACCGAUGCCGGCCCCUGGACGUGCUUUGAGUCAUACGCACACGUCAAUUUACUUGAUCGGUCAAGUCAAGAUCUGGGGUAUUGAUGCAUACUCCAUAGUGCCUGAUUCUUGGCCCUCUUCUUCCUUUAUCCUUCCCUAUUUCAGUCUCCAACCCUCUGUUGAUCUUUCAAACACACGUUCAUCCUGAAGAUCCGACUUCUAUAUCCCACAGGAUAUCCCCACCACCCUACCUCGUUCGGUCAAGCUGUCGGCUCCCAGCGCUAAGGGACCGAGUCUUACCAGAUUGACUCGUCC
Molecule: messenger RNA, 926 nt
Organism: Aspergillus ibericus CBS 121593
Lineage: Eukaryota; Fungi; Ascomycota; Eurotiomycetes; Eurotiales; Aspergillaceae
Exons: 1
Coding region: 331-819 (162 amino acids)
Source: RefSeq, a predicted model, not a curated record